Aplysia californica (California sea hare) is the source of this 1479-nucleotide messenger RNA. RefSeq lists its product as uncharacterized. The transcript has a single exon. Lineage: Eukaryota; Metazoa; Mollusca; Gastropoda; Aplysiida; Aplysiidae. Gene Ontology annotation, cellular component: extracellular region. The record is from RefSeq and is a predicted model, not a curated record. Bases 1 to 1479 code for a protein of 492 amino acids.
AUGACGGAAUAUAGGGUCUUGUCCGUUGCGGUGCUGUGCCUGUGGUUCCUGUCUAUGGUCUGCUUAGCAUGCAACCGAAACUCAGACCGGAAAUAUGAAACAAGGUUUUGUAAGUCCAGAAAGGAGGUGAUCAAAGGUUUUCCCACUCUCAUAUCUGAGCACUCCCUGAAGAACCCAAGCUGCGUUACGGCUUUCUCUUCACGUUUAAACACUCACACAUUGGUUGACAACUGGUGGACAUUGUUGGAUUCCAAACAAACAUGGGUGUUUUGUCCGGCUGGAUAUUUCUUACAAGGGUUCAAGUUCACUAAGAAUGAGAACGGUAUUCACGCUUUGGAAGAGGGCCGAUGUACGAAGGAGGUUAGCGCACCCAGCUCUUACGAGCGAUGUUAUAGACAGGACACCACGACAUCCACCAUGUGCGAUAAGGACUACUUUCUUGCAGGACUGCAGAGAGACUCUUGCCGUGGUUGGAGUUGCGUGAGGAUGUUGAAGUGUUGUAGUAUGCCCUCCUCUCGUGAAUUCAUAAUCGAUUCUCUUGAAGUCGCAAAGGACAAGAUCAUGCUGCAAUCUCUGAAAGGACUGGCUGAGAUCGCAUCUUUUCUGGGCUAUGAUGGGGCUAAAGGUUGCUUUGGGCAAGAAGUUGGGGACAAUUUCGUGAAAAAUGGAACUGCUUGGGAGGCGAAGAAGUGUGAGCAUAGAGACAAUCCUCAGCUAAAAAUCAGUUAUAAGGAUUGGAAGUUCACAGUGCUGAGUCACUCCUAUUCGAAGCCGAAAACUGUAGACUUACCACCGGAAGAAAUUGACAGGGGUGAUUUUAUCAAUGACAGUCCAUUACCAAUUAUGGAAACGGUUAGGAACACCUUCAACAUCAGCCGUACUGUAAAACACACACUUAAGAGUCCGUGGAAGGGACCCGAUGGGAUAGGAGUUGAGGUGAGCUACUAUCCUGUAUUUAAUACUGGAGACCUCGGGAAAGAAUUCGUCUUCGAUAUAACUUCCGACCAAGGAAAAGCAAAGACGAUUAAAAUAACGAGUACAAGGAGACAAUCUGAAAGGCACAGAGAACUGGGGCCUUACACAGAAUCGAGAUGGACAGCGGAUCUGUACAGGAAACAGACCACACAGAAUUAUCAGGCCACCAUUCUCAUCCAUUGUUCUGUGCAGUUGGAGGGGCGCCUUAAAACUGAAAUUGCACAGCUCACUGAAUAUACUGACGACCUCAAACGAUACACGGAGAAAAGUGGUAAUGACGCAGUGUACCAAUUUGGCGAUGAAGGCAAGCCGUUUUUUGUUGCUUUGUCAGACGAACAAGAGCUAUGGGAUAAAUCUACUUUGGACAGUCAGGUGAUGGACAUACUAGUAGAAAGGCUCGUUGAUCGUAAGAGAUAUGAGUUUGUUCUGGAAGGAAAGUUCGAAGACACUCAUGGUGACUUCAUAGACAUAGGGUUUGCUGAAAACAACAUGACAAUGACGUAG